Molecule: messenger RNA, 2003 nt
Organism: Colletes gigas
Lineage: Eukaryota; Metazoa; Arthropoda; Insecta; Hymenoptera; Colletidae
Product: protein tyrosine phosphatase domain-containing protein 1-like
Exons: 10
Coding region: 75-1985 (636 amino acids)
Biological process (GO): cilium assembly; protein dephosphorylation
Molecular function (GO): protein tyrosine/serine/threonine phosphatase activity
Source: RefSeq, a predicted model, not a curated record
AUUUAGGGGAAACUUAAAUUUCUACGGUGAUGAAAUGGGUGAAAAGCGCGUGACAAUUUUUACACACUUGCAGAAUGGAUGUAAGUUCACUGGUACCGGCGGGUCUUCUAGCGGGGCGAGUGGAUCUCUUCGAGAUCCAGGCUGGUUACAAUAAGUUCUCCGAAAAUUUGCGAAGGUUCACGCCGCAGGCCAUUCAGUGCGCGAUAUUCUGCGGUGGUUCCAGGUGCAAGUAUGAAAAUCCAAAAGCUUGGCCACCCGUGCACAUGGCGAUACAGAACAUCUUCUCGCAUUGGGUGACCGACGACGUUCUCGCGAUGGCACGACCGAACACCGCGCAGAUAGUAAGAAAAGACAUAAUUGCACAGUUUCAAGGGUGGAGUAUAAAAACUAUAAUAAACCUGCAAACGCCCGGCGAGCAUGCGAGCUGCGGCGGCCCACUCGAGGAAAGCGGCUUCACUUACGAUCCGAAUGUCUUCAUGAGAAAUGGCAUUUACUAUUACAAUUUCGCGCUGAAGGACUAUGGGGACGCGACGAUGGGCAAACUUCUGGAUAUGGUCAAGGUCGUGGCCUUCGCCGUGCAGGAAGGAAGAGUAGCAAUCCACUGUCACGCUGGAUUAGGCAGAACCGGGGUUCUGAUUGCGUGCUACCUCGUUUACAGUCUUCGUGUGCGCGCGAACGACGCCAUAAGAUUCGUUCGCAUGAAACGACCAUCGGCGAUACAGACACGAGGACAGAUACUCUGCAUUCAGGAAUUCGAGCAUUUCGUUCUUCCACAGAUGAUAGUUUUCCCUUUGACCAGCACGAUAGGCGAUCGCAAGCCUUGCAGCCUUCAGUCGCAUUUGAGGAAACAGCAAACCGUCCUGCACGGAUACGAGCAACGGACCUUCAAACACAUUCCAAAGAUCGUCUUCACUAUUUGCGAGCGAAUCCUUCAGCUCUGCGACUGUCAGGACGACAAUUCGCCGUGCGAGAUCCAAUACACGGUCUCCACCACCCCGUUCACGAAUAAAUUUAUAUCACACGUUUUGGAAAAAUUACGCGACAGCAAGGCAAACAUAAGGCAUUCGUAUUCGUGGGCAGAAUCACUUGCAGAUUCGUCUUUCGACUGUUCAACCUCCACAAAAGCUUGUGCAAGUGGUAGCCAAGCAUCCUCUAGAGACACUUCCGACGACAUUGGACGAUUAAGCGACUUGUACUGCACUUCUCCGGAUACUCCAUCUUGCGAUUCCACAUACCCAGGUUUAGAUGACAGUUGCGUGGACGACGUUCUCGGUGACGGGAUCCACGGCCAGGAUCUCGUCGACAAUGAUUGCUACAAGGAGAUUCAGUCGCACAUGGACUUGAAGGUUGCUGCUCAGAACGCAGCCUUCGAAACUGUGAACACCGACGAGGCGAUCAGAGCUCUGAUCAAAGACAACGCGAUGUUGCCUGAGAAGACCAGGAAAAGCUUACAGGAAUAUCAGGUGGAUCUGAAUCACAGGUCCACAGCCUGGCAGCGACUCCAAAUGGAAACCGACAUGGGCGUUUUGUGCGGAUUGCUCUUCGAGUGGUUGGAGACGCUGAAGCGUCCCUUGUUGGACGUAGAUAGCCUAAGUUACAUCGUGGCGUGGGGUUCCAAGCCCCAACGAUGCCUCGAGAAACUGUCCGUUUGCAACAGAUACCUCCUGGAGUAUCUGCUACGAUUUGUGAAUCGACUCAGGCCGAUGACAGCCGAAAGCCAGAGCCUGAUAACGAAACGGUUCAUGGCUGCUCUCACGCAGCAAAGUAUCUGGAUCAAGAGUUCCUUCUAUCCUUCCAACAAAAAUUUCCAUAAGUUGCGACGGGGAACCGCGGCGAAGCUCAAUGAAUUUUUCAUCAGAUUGUUGAACCUGAUAGAGGAGGUCAACGUGCAGGAAAUGGAGAAGCCCGCCUUGUUGUCCAAGUGGGAAUUGGUGUCCAAUCAGUUGCGGCAAAUAGAAACUCAAAGGGGCGAAAUGCCGAUUUGAAUCGACGCUGAUAACGAG